Messenger RNA from Sorghum bicolor (sorghum), 793 nucleotides. RefSeq lists its product as uncharacterized. NCBI's taxonomy places the organism in Eukaryota, Viridiplantae, Streptophyta, Magnoliopsida, Poales, Poaceae. The transcript is spliced from 2 exons. The record is from RefSeq and is a predicted model, not a curated record. The coding region runs from base 1 to 474 and encodes 157 amino acids.
AUGUCGCCGGCGGAUCAAACGUAUAAGAGGAAAAAAAGGUCAGCAGGAAGACUGCGCCGGCUGUCGCACAUCUUCGCCAUGGUGCUGGAGCUCCCGUUCGCAGCCGAGGUGGACGUGUCCGUCGAGGAGGACGCGGCAGCGCUGCGGUUCGUCGUCGACGUCAACGGGUUCUCCUCCCCCGCGGGUGGCCCCCGCGCGCACGCCGUCGAGAUCCACCCGGGGGUCACCAAGGUCGUCCUCCGGGGCCUGUCCUUCGGCGCCCACGACGACGACGAUGGGGCAGGCGCCGCCUUCGAGCUCGACCGCUGGCGGUUCCGCCUCCCUCCCUGCACGCGCCCCGCCGUGGCCACCGCCACCUACGCCCAGGGCGAGCUCGUCGUCACCGUCCCCAAGGGCGCCGGCCCCGACGACGGCGACGGCGAUGCGACCGCUGCUGCCCUCGGUGGCACGGACCGCGUCCUCGUGCUUGUAUAGUCCUAUAAUCCCAUUCCCAUCCAUGACUCGUCUCGACUUCGCCUGUUUUGCUGGUUCGCCUCCUGUUUCUGUUUUUGUUUCUAGUACUGCUAAUAUCAAUAUUGAUAUCAUGCGCGAGAUGAUGAUGAUGAUGAUAAACAUAGCAGUUAGAGUAAUAAUAAUAAUGCCUGUGGAUCCGCCUUUGCUGCUAAUUCUCUGUCCAAACUUUGUCAUUUCAUUGUGCACUUUGUCAGCAGUUUCUCCAGCUUUAAUAAAAACACUUGUAGCAUGCAGUUCAGCUCAUGCUGAUGAGCCAUUGCAGUUGCAGCGCUUGGUAACC